AUGCGCCUCAUCAAUUGCUCAACACUACAACUGGAAGAGUUCUUCGGGGCGAACAUCCCGCGCUAUGCUAUUCUCUCGCAUACCUGGGGAGAUGAAGAGGUGUCGUUCGCCGAUUUCACCUCUGGUCAGCCCAUGGUCGGAUCUGGUUACCAGAAGAUUCUUUUCACUUGCCAGCAGGCGAUCGAAGACGGCAUCGACUACGCAUGGAUAGACACCUGCUGUAUCGACAAGAGCUCUAGCGCAGAGCUUUCUGAGGCGAUUAACUCGAUGUUCGCCUGGUAUCAGAAGUCAGUCCGCUGUUAUGCGUAUCUUUCUGAUGUCUCGGCAGCCAAUAUGAAGCAGGAUUUCCCUAAGAGUAGAUGGUUUACACGGGGUUGGACACUCCAGGAGAUGUUAGCCCCAAGAAAGGUUAUCUUCUACGAUCAAUGGUGGGUUGACUUGGGCGAUCGGGAAAAGCACGCCGAGCAGAUAUCCAAGAUUACAGGAAUUGAUAAAGUGGCCUUGUGGAAUGAACGGCCGUACACGGAUGACAAAUUCGGUUCCUAUUGCGUCGCGACGAGGAUGUCAUGGGCUUCCAAGAGGCAGACGACACGUGCGGAGGACAUGGCCUACUGCCUCCUUGGGAUCUUCGACAUCAAUAUGCCGCUUCUGUAUGGAGAAGGUGACCGGGCAUUUCGUCGUCUCCAGGAGGAGAUUAUCCGGAAGAGCGAUGAUGAUUCCAUCCUUGCCUGGUCCCUAUCGCCAGAGGACAGGUAUUCUGGUCCUCUAGGGCUUCUAUCAGAUGAUAUUAGGCAAGAUCUAUGUAAUACGACUGAUACCGACUUUUUGGCUCGCUCACCAAGAUGCUUCACAGACUGUGGCAACUUGACUCGCGCUAUGGAACCGUCCACUUUGUUCACGUUGACGAAUACGGGCCUGCAGAUCCAACUACCAAUUGUAAAGGUCUUUGAAUGCAGCGAAUAUCACUGUUGCAGGGUUGGAGCUUCAGGCCUUGUAUGGAUCGGGCUACUUGGUUGCUCGAUAUCGUUCAACGGGGACUUCUUAGGCAUUCUGCUCUGCCCGAACGGAGACGAGAAUAAUCCCAGCGUAAGAGUGAUGCGUCAAUGGUGCCGUUACAGUACUGUUGUUGUCGGUCCAAGAGCCGCGUUCGGUUCAGUCAGUAAAACAUUGACAAUUGCUGGAUUUGGUGGGUUCCAAAGAGGACGAAACUUCGACUACGCGCGCGUUGAGCAGGUUAUCGUCAACGAAUGCAGGGCCAUCCGCCGUCUUGGUUAUCAACUCCAGGCUUUUAUUGCAUGGAAGUCUGUUGGAGGAAAACCACUACUGGCUUACCAUCCGUUUUGGGAUCCAGAAGCAAAGAUUCUUACCCUUAGAGAAAUUGACCCGUUUAACAGUUUGUUCGAAUUCAGCUUCAAACCAUCGUCGAGCAGUCAAGAGCCCAAGUUCACUGUCUUUAUAAAUGGGGCUGGUAGAGGUACAGUGAGGGCAGGAGACGUCUUUUCUGAAGAUGAAAGGCUUGCCUUACACGGUCUUCUUAAGGGCAACGGCGAUCAGCCUUAUGACAAGGAUCGGGACUAUGACAAGGGCGACGUUUUGGUACAUGACGGCAAAGGGCGCCCGUUUCAUAUCCGCGUUGAGGUCCACACUAAGAUUGUUGGCCAUCAUAAGCUGGUCAGAGUUAACGUUGAUGCUUUAAAAUAUGGCGUUUCGGACAAGGAACAUGGUAGGAGCUGUAACUGCGAGAAGGAUGUAUACUUGCAUUAA
This is a messenger RNA of Alternaria infectoria, 1764 nucleotides long. RefSeq lists its product as uncharacterized. The record is from RefSeq and is a predicted model, not a curated record. Lineage: Eukaryota; Fungi; Ascomycota; Dothideomycetes; Pleosporales; Pleosporaceae. The coding region runs from base 1 to 1764 and encodes 587 amino acids. The transcript has a single exon.